Pantherophis guttatus is the source of this 6447-nucleotide messenger RNA. RefSeq names its product sperm antigen with calponin homology and coiled-coil domains 1 like (gene SPECC1L). Gene Ontology annotation, molecular function: protein binding. The record is from RefSeq and is a predicted model, not a curated record. NCBI's taxonomy places the organism in Eukaryota, Metazoa, Chordata, Lepidosauria, Squamata, Colubridae.
GCGUAGUGGCGCCCAGGGCGCUGAGGGACCGGAGGAGAAGCGCCGCGCCCGCCCGCUCGCCUGCCCGGUCUCCCUCCGCGGAAGGAGGCAGCGGCGCUUCAGCCUAUGCAGAAGAAAUACCAUGGUUGCUGAUACUGCUGAGACAUCAAGGAGCAUCACCCCCGCCUUCUCUCCACCAAAGAAGAUGGACAAGCACAAAUGCUUCGUUAAUUAAGAUUGUUAGUAAAUGUAUAUCAAGCAGGCAGCCAAGAAUGAAGAAAGCAAGCCGGAAUAUUAGUUCGGUGCCCAAAGUGCCUGGAAUAACUAAAAUGCAAACAGUAGAGAAAGUUAAAACAGAGACCAGUUCCACAACGUCUGCAGUAACAAAACUUCCAAAAGCAGGAACAGCAGCCUCUUUCCUGAAGACAAAGAGCAACGAUGAUCUUCUAGCUGGAAUGGCUGGAGGGAUGAACGUCAGCAACGGUGUCAAGGGGGGGAAGAAGAACGUUUCUACCUCAACAGGCCCUUCUGCUGCAGGGAACACCACCAUGAAUCCUGUGGAGAGCAAAUCAAAGUCCACUGCAGGUACAAAUUCUUCAGCUAAGCGUAGCACUUCAUCUGGAAAUAAGGAAUCCAGCUCUUCUCGGGAAAGAAUUCGUGACCGUUCGCGACCAACUCAAAGCAAAAAACUGCCCCUGACUAGUCAGACGAGCAGUGAUGUCCUUCUUGCAAAACGUUCCCGCAGCCGUGCCAGUCAGGAUUCUGAUGUUCGCAUGAGCAAGUCAAAGUCAGACAAUCAGAUCAGUGAUAAAUCUGUUCUAGAGGCGAAAGUGAAAGAUCUCCUGAUGCUAGCCAAAACAAAAGACGUUGAGAUCCUCCACUUAAGGAGUGAACUAAGAGAGAUGCGUGCUCAGCUGGGCCUUCAGGAAGAUCCGUUUGAGGGUGAUGAAAAAUCUGAGGAUAAAGAAACAAUUGUGAUCCACCAGCCGACUGAUGUAGAAUCCACGCUGCUGCAUUUGCAAGAGCAAAACUCUGCCAUACGAGAGGAGCUGAAUCAGCUAAAAAAUGAAAACCGGAUGUUAAAAGAUAGAUUAAAUGCCUUGGGUUUUUCUCUAGAGCAAAGGUUGGAUAAUUCAGAAAAGCUGUUUGGCUACCAAUCUCUGAGCCCAGAAAUAACAACUGGAAGCCACAGCGAUGGUGGAGGAACUCUUACUUCUUCUGUAGAAGGUUCCGCUCCUGGUUCCAUGGAAGAUCUUUUAAGUCAGGACGAGAAUACUUUGAUGGACCAUCAGCACAGCAACUCCAUGGAUAACCUAGACAGUGAGUGCAGUGAAGUGUAUCAGCCGCUCACUUCCAGUGACGAUGCUUUAGAUGCUCCCUCGUCUUCAGAGUCGGAAGGAUUGCCAAGCAUAGAGACCUCAAGAAAAGGGAGCAGUGGCAAUGCCAGCGAAGUGUCCGUGGCUUGUUUGACAGAACGGAUUCAUCAGAUGGAAGAGAAUCAGCACAGCACAGCAGAAGAACUUCAAGCAACUCUUCAGGAACUUGCAGAUUUGCAGCAAAUUACCCAGGAGUUGAACAGUGAGAAUGAAAGGCUUGGAGAGGAAAAGGUUAUCCUCAUGGAAUCUUUGUGCCAGCAAAGUGAUAAGUUGGAACACUUUAGCCGACAAAUCGAGUAUUUCCGCUCUCUUUUAGAGGAGCAUCAUAUAUCCUAUGUUAUUGAUGAAGACAUGAAAAGUGGACGCUACAUGGAGCUAGAGCAACGUUUUAUGGACCUUGCAGAGAAUGCACGUUUUGAAAGAGAGCAGCUUCUGGGUGUCCAGCAGCAUCUGAGCAACACUUUGAAGAUGGCUGAACAAGACAAUAAGGAAGCCCAAGAGAUGAUCGGGGCAUUGAAGGAACGGAAUCACCACAUGGAGCGAAUUCUUGACUCAGAGCAGAAAAGCAAGGCCACUCUGGCAGCUACCUUGGAUGAGUACAAAGCUACUGUCUCCAGUGACCAAAUUGAGAUGAACCGGUUAAAAGCACAGCUAGAACACGAGAGGCAGAAAGUUGCUGAGCUCUAUUCUAUACACAAAUCGGGUGAUAAGUCAGACAUCCAGGACUUGCUAGAGAGCGUCAGGCUUGACAAAGAGAAAGCAGAGAUGAUAGCCAGCAACUUACAGGAAGAGCUUGCUCGGACACGUAACGAUGCCAAUCGUCUCCAAGAUGCCAUUGCAAAGAUAGAGGAUGAGUACAGAGCUUUCCGAGAAGAAGCCAAAAAGCAAAUUGAGGAUCUGAACAUCACCUUAGAGAAAAUACGCACAGAUUUGGAGGAGAAGGAGACAGAAAGGAGUGACAUGAAAGAAACCAUAUUUGAACUGGAGGACGAAGUGGAGCAGCAUCGAGCAGUGAAACUCCACGACAACCUCAUCAUCACUGACUUGGAGAACACAGUUAAGAAGCUUCAGGAUCAAAAGCAUGACAUGGAAAGAGAGAUCAAGACCCUGCACAGGCGGCUGAGGGAAGAGUCUGCAGAAUGGCGCCAGUUUCAAGCAGACUUGCAGACUGCGGUGGUCAUUGCUAAUGACAUCAAAUCUGAAGCCCAGGAGGAAAUUGGAGACUUGAAGCGCAGGCUGCAUGAAGCUCAAGAAAAGAAUGAAAAGCUCACCAAAGAGCUCGAGGAAAUAAAGUCACGCAAGCAAGAAGAGGAGCGUGGCCGAGUUUAUAACUACAUGAAUGCUGUGGAAAGAGAUUUGGCAGCCCUGCGGCAAGGCAUGGGGCUGAGCCGGAGGUCCUCCACUUCUUCGGAACCAACCCCCACAGUCAAAACACUCAUCAAGUCCUUUGAUAGCGCCUCACAAGUUAUAUAUGCUACAGAAAGGAACCAGAAAGGAACCAGUCGCACUUCGGGCCAAAUCAUAUGGGACAAUGCAUCAUCAGACUUUUCUGUUGCCUACAAAGAAAAUCUACACUCCGUCCUUUGGGUUCCUGGUCCUGCUGGAGCUACAAUCCCCCGAACUCCACUGAGCCCAAGUCCUUUGAAAACCCCUCCGGCAGCUGCCGUCUCCCCAAUGCAGAGACACUCCAUCAGUGGACCAAUAUCUGCUCCUAAGGCGCUUGCAACGUUAUCAGACAAAAGGUCCAGCUAUGCGGAAAUUCCAGUUCAAGAUCAUUUGCUGAGAACUUCUUCUACCAGCAGACCAGCUUCUCUGCCAAGAGUUCCUGCUAUGGAAAGUGCUAAAUCGCUCUCUGUGUCUCGCCGAAGCAGUGAAGAAAUCAAACGGGAGAUGACUGCUCCCGAUGGAACAUCUCCAGCCUCCCUCGUAGCAAUUGGGACUGCUUCGCCACAACUGUCGCUCUCAUCUUCACCAACAGCAUCGGUCACUCCUACAACACGGAGUCGAAUAAGAGAGGAGAGGAAAGACCCUCUGUCUGCCCUGGCGAGGGAGUACGGGGGCUCCAAGAGAAACGCUCUGCUGAAGUGGUGCCAGAAGAAGACAGAGGGCUAUGAGAAUAUCGAUAUCACCAACUUCAGCAGCAGCUGGAACGAUGGCUUGGCGUUCUGUGCCGUCCUCCAUACGUACCUCCCGGCACACAUUCCCUACCAGGAGCUGAACAGUCAGGACAAGAGAAGAAACUUCACACUGGCUUUCCAGGCCGCUGAGAGUGUUGGCAUCAAAUCCACUUUGGAUAUUAAUGAAAUGGUACGAACGGAGCGUCCAGACUGGCAGAAUGUUAUGCUGUACGUCACAGCAAUUUACAAAUACUUUGAAACCUGAGAACAGGAAUAGUGGAGAGAAGCAGAAACUCAAGACUGUACCCUAAAACCAACUGGCCUCUUUUGAUGGACCCCUCUGGUCAGUUUAGUUACCAGAAUGAUUGGGCAAACUCAACAUUAAGUGUUAACGAAGAUUUCGUCCUUUCUUGCCAGAGACUAAACUGAAUAUAAGCUGCAAAAAGCACAAGGCUAAAGAAGGUCAUCUGAUUGUAUCACAAAGACUUUCUUUAAAAAGUGUUCCUAAAGGUUCAGUAAAUAUUACUUUUGUGACACCCCAGUGCUCCCCAGAGCAGAAGAAGCGGCUUCUUGUAACCUCAUCAAAGCCAUUUGAGAUCAUCUCCGUCUCUUCAGUAAAAGAAGUGCAAAGGUGCCUUCUCCUUGCCACAUUCACCUGACUGCAGGUGCUGUCCCACCAGGGCUGUGCGCAGCCAAGGAGUCCGUGUCUUAAGGCUGCCUCUUCCGAGGUUCGAUUGUAAUAAAGGCCCUGCCUCAAUUAAAGGGAGGGAUCUGGGAGAGCAGGCAAAUCAGCCCCAGAUUCCAGGAGACAACCAUAUGGAGAUCAGUUGACUUUUCCUUGGGAAGAACUAACUUCUUUCUUGGCUUUUCUUUUUGGUGGUGCUCCGGAUAAGUUUGUUUCAGAUGAAGAGAAUGUUUGGGUCACAGGACAGGAUAAGCUUUUCAAAAACUGGUCAAGAUAAAGUUCUUGCCCCUGUGGGGUCUGCAAGUGGCUUUGCUUAACUGCUGCUCCUGUAUAUGGGUUGAAGGAAAAGCGGCUUCUGGGGCUCUCCCUGUGCAGCUCUGCAGGCUGUUGGAUUAAAACUGGUUUAAUAGGUGAUCAGGAGACGGAAGAAAGACUUUGGAUCUCCGCCUGGGGCUUUCAGUCAACCUGGCCCAACCCUGUGGGGGGAGGCGAGUGCCCCACCUGACCCUGGGGAGAGCAGCAGCAGCCUCCAGGACCAGGGAGCUCCAGGGAGUGUCUAGUGCCCCCCCCCUUCCCCGGGAGGCCUUGGCAAAGAGGCAGUGCUAGGAUUUGCUGCUGGGCAAUGAAAUAAGGGAUUUCCCCCCUUCCAUGGAGGGGCCAAGUGUCAAUCUGCUCACGCCAGAGGGAAAACCCGUUGCCUUUUGAAUACAGGUCUGUUACCUUUGUUUGCAAAUGUACUUUGCUUUUCCCACUUAACAUAAUUUUGCAUUCUUCGAUGUGCCUGGCAAAGGACUUUGAAUGUUGCCGGUUUGUGAGCUGUUGAGAAUAUAAUCCAGUUCCACAAUUUAGCCUCGAAAACGCUCUGGACAGGCAUUGAAACCAGACUAGGUCUUGCAACUAGUCAGAAUGAACUCUGAAGAAUGUAGCCAAAAAGUUUUCUUGUGCCUCAUGUAUGUCAUUCACAGCGCGAAAACAUUUUACAAACUGCUCUCGUCUCUAAGCUGCCUAGUGGGUUCCCCACUCCAGUGCUCGAUGUCUGUUUCUGGUUUUCCUGAAGGAGCCUGCAAAUACCAACAAAUUUACCUUGGGAUUCCUUCCGUGGAGAUUCGCAUUGGAGGAAAUACAUGGGGAACCUGCUCUACGCCUCUCAGCAUUCUUCUGUUUGUCUUAAAAGGAGCCUUUGCACCAAACGGUGCCCUGGCCAUCCCUGGACUCUCUGGAGGUGGUGGUGGAAGGAAGGCGGCCUUCGUCUCUUCUUCCAGAGUCUAAAUUAUGAGGCCUUGUGUCCUGCAUCCGUCCUGUCCCCCCCCUCCCCACAAUUGUAUUGCAUCCUAUAGGACAAUGAUGGCUAACCUUUUUGCCAUUGUGUGCCAAAAGUGGGGGGAGUGUAGGAGGGUCGCGUGUGCGCGUGCCCACACCCAUAAUUCUAUGCCACCCACCCCCCUGUGCUUGUGCCCGCUCACCCCGCUUUUGGCACAUGAUGGCACAGUGGGCCCGGUAGGUCCGUUUUUCGCUCUCCCCAGGCUUCAGAGCCUUUCUAGGAGUCUGGGGAGGGCAGAAAAGGCCUUUCCCACCCCCCACCCCCGGAUGUCUUCCAGAGGCCAGAAACAGUCUGUUUCCUGACUUCCGGUGGGCCCCGAAAAUCAGCUGGCCAGCGCACGCAUGCACGCCAGAGCUGAGCUUGCGUGCCCACUGAUAUGGCUCCGCGUGCCACCUGUGGCACACGUGCCAUAGGUUCGCCAUCACGGCUAUAGGAAGACAUAUAUUUUUCUUCUAAGCAGAUGGCAACUCAUUGUAGCCCAGCAACAGCGAGGUGAGUUUUAUACAGGAAUCACUCCAGGAGUUCUUGCUCUGGCCUUCAAGGGAGGGAAGGAGGUCUCGGUGAAAGGGAGAUGUGCAAAGAAGCAAAGCCUGGAGAAUGAAAGGCAUAGAGAGCAGGGGAAGAAAGCGUCUGACUUGCUUUCUGGCAGUGACGAUCUGUAACUUUUGAUAAAGAUGGGAUUAUAUUAAGAUCUCACCAAAAAAUUAUUUUAUCAAGGAAAGCACUCAAAAGGGUGAAAGAAAUCUAAAGAAGUUCUUACUCUACAAUAGAAGAAUGUUUAACAGGGAAGUUCUUUGUUAGAUUCUUUAAAUAUUCUUGAAUUCUUUAGCCAUCUUCUAAAAACCAACUAAUUUAUGUAAAGAUAUAUUCUUGUUACUUUUGUCUUAUUAAAUAUUUUGAAUAUGCGAUAAAAAGGCUGCUCUGCUCAAUGUUUCUAUGUUUCAGUAAAUGCUCCUGUAGGUACCUGUA